Messenger RNA from Guyanagaster necrorhizus, 363 nucleotides. RefSeq lists its product as uncharacterized. The coding region runs from base 1 to 363 and encodes 120 amino acids. The record is from RefSeq and is a predicted model, not a curated record. Lineage: Eukaryota; Fungi; Basidiomycota; Agaricomycetes; Agaricales; Physalacriaceae. The transcript has 2 exons.
AUGUCUACCCACCAAGGAGACGGCAACGGCGGACUCUCAGUAACCAAACAGAUGCGCAACAUCCUGGACCAGCCUGGCUACCUAUCCUUCGAAGUGGGCGGCGAAACUCUUCGAGUACUUUAUAACGACAUAUCCACCUCCUUUGACCCUCAAAAGCUCACUUAUUUCGGACUAUGCUGCUACCUGGGAGACUACCUCAGAGUCGUCAAGUCGAAUCUGGAGACACCCCCUCCCUCGAAGGUACAGAGACGCCAUACAGGUUUGGGUAUCUCACCAUCUUGUCCGGCGCGCAACGCUUGCAAACAGCCAAUCCCCAGCAUAUCGGCGUCCUCAAAUAUCUCAUAUCUCGCGGCGCGCCUGUAG